AUGUUAAAUUCGAAAACUCUCUCGUUCGUCUCCAAUAAGUUCUAUGAGACGCUGUUUUUUUGGUAUUAUAUUGAAAUAAUAGUGAUUUGUUCAGAAGCAGCGCUCUAUAAGAGGUCGUUUGAGUUUAUGUGCCUUGACGGGUCAAAGAGCAUUCCUUAUGAUAGUGUUAAUGAUGACUAUUGCGAUUGCGAUGAUGGAAGUGAUGAACCGGGGACGUCUGCUUGCCCCGAUGCAAAAUUUCACUGCGUGAACAAAGGCCACAUAGCCAAGGAUAUCCCUUCCUCUCGCGUCGAUGAUACGAUCUGCGAUUGCUGCGAUGGUAGCGACGAAUUGUACAGUAAAGUUGAAUGCCCCAAUAUCUGUGAGGAGUUGGGCCGAAAAACUCGAGAAGAGAGUAAAAAGCAAGCGGAAAUUGCAAGGAAAGGAUUUGCUGCCAGGAAAGUUUUGGCUAUGGAAGGACAGAAGCUGAGGGAUGAAAAGGUUCAAGCGGCAGCGCCCCUCAAAGAAGAAAGAGAGAAACUGCUUCCAACACGGGAAGAGUUGCUGAAGAAGAAGAAUACGGCUGUUGAACGGGAGUCAGCUUUGAAAGACAAGCACAAAGAAGCAUGGGAAGGUAAGUUUAGCGUCUUGGCUGGAAGUAAUCAAGUCAAAACAACUGUUCUAUGUUUUUUGUGGUCCCAUUCAUUUCAACAUUUCUUUACACUAGUUCUCAUGAAUUUAGAAGCCGAAGCUGCAAGGAAAGAAUAUGACGAGUUGGAUGUAAAAAUCACUACUUUGGACAGUCAAAUACAAGAAGCUGAGUGGUUCAUUAACCAAGACUUCGGAAGUGAUCUUGCGUGGGCAACACUCAAAGGACAGUGUUAUGAACUGAAUGACAAGCAGUACACAUACAAAUACUGUCCAUUUGAUAAGACCGUGCAAAAGGACAGCAAUGGCUAUGGCGAAACCGCGCUAGGGAACUGGAAGGAUUGGUCUGGCGAACCUGAGAAUAAAUACUCCAAACAGGCUUACACCGGAGGACAGCAAUGCUGGAAUGGCCCUCAACGAUUCACGCAGGUGACAAUUCAAUGCGGCGAGACUUCGGAACUGAUCGAAGUAACCGAGCCAUCGAAAUGCGAAUAUCGCUUUCUAUUCCGCACACCGGCUGCAUGCACAGAUCCUGACCAUGAAGAACAGCCACACAUGGAACUAUGA
Molecule: messenger RNA, 1194 nt
Organism: Haemonchus placei
Lineage: Eukaryota; Metazoa; Nematoda; Chromadorea; Rhabditida; Trichostrongylidae
Source: the annotation of a GenBank genome assembly